AAUAACUACUUGAGACAAAUUACCUAUGACCACAGUCUACAAACUGACAAACUGAUAGCCGCACUUAGACAGCUAAAAUCCUUAGAAUAUGAUAUUUUCAUACUCAGAGGCGCGUAUUAAAAGAAGUCAUUAGCCAGUUAAAAACUGUUUCUCGAUCGCCUGUCAAACCACGAAAAUAAAAGUGGUUACCAGACGGGGACCUGUAUAACUUUUUGUUCGUUUCAAAUCUUAUUUAAAAUAUCAGGCACGUUAAAGAAUGGUUCAACGUCACGUUUUUGUAUUUAUGUUCGGAUUUUGCUGCAUCAGCUUGAAAUGUGGAUAUCUCUUUGCUCGUACGAUAAAAAAUAAAAAGUGUAACGAAGCCGUUGGCAUCCAAUCAGGAGAUGUGGACGAUGACGAUAUUACAGUUAGCAGCAAACGUAAAGAUUUUAACGUGCUUGAUGCGUGGUGUCCUGCCACCAUUAACAGGAAACAAUAUUUUGACGUAAACUUGGGUUUUAAGACAAAGAUAACAAAAGUGAGCACUCAAGGUCGUUUAGGAAGUCUUGACAGACAUGUCAAGUCGUACAGACUGUACUACAGUAUGGAUGGUCAUGACUGGAAAGCAUAUAAGACAGAUGGUGUGGAUAAGAUAUUUAAAGGCAAUCAGAAUUCCUAUGAUGUUUCGGAUCACAUUUUAAAGCCGGCAAUAAUUGCAAAUCAUAUCAGAAUAAAUCCAACAUCUUGGAAAAACGACAUUUGUUUAAGAGUAGAAUAUUACGGCUGUGACGCCUAAAACGCAUCUUCUGACUUAUCAGUUAUGGUUUGAACAACAAAAAUCAGCGCUUGAGGAAGAUUCAGUUCAGCGCCAAAAUACGACUCCGGAAAGACUGACAAUCAUAUUCAAACCAUCCGUGGCAUCGCGCGAUAUCAUCGUACAUUGGACAUUUUUGAUGGUCAAUGUGUAACAAUAGUUUGCCUUGGAAGUUGGAAUCUGGAACACAUCCAGAUACCUUAAGAGUUUGACUGUAGUUCUAUUUUUGUAUAAAUCAUUUUUGUAUAAACACCGGGGGACAAUAUACUGGAGUAGAUUUACGUCCCACAAUAGUUCUUGAAGUUGAUUAUAAUUUAUAAAGCAAAGAAAGAAGCUAUAUUGUGAGAAAGGUGACGAAUUUCUUCAACGAAAAUUCUGAACGAAGCAGAAUAGCGUCAUGAUCUCAUCCACAACGCUACGAUCAGUUUACUUGUCGAUUGGCACUAGAUGGUUACAGGAGUGAAUAUCGUGGUGUGUGCGCGUAAUUAAUCGGAGAGCAUUAACAAAUUAAGAGGAUUUGAACAGUUAAAAUACUAAUACUCUAAUGGUUUCGUGGUUUAUGAGAAUCUAAAGAAUGGAGACUGCUGUAACAGUGUAAAGGCUAGUUUCCACUCAGGAAAAUUCUCCUUUGAAUCGGAUAGGACAGGAAAGUUU
Messenger RNA from Dendronephthya gigantea, 1447 nucleotides. RefSeq names its product lactadherin-like. The record is from RefSeq and is a predicted model, not a curated record. The coding region runs from base 257 to 775 and encodes 172 amino acids. The transcript has 6 exons. NCBI's taxonomy places the organism in Eukaryota, Metazoa, Cnidaria, Anthozoa, Malacalcyonacea, Nephtheidae.